ACGGAGAAGGGCGGUGCAGUUGAGCAGUCGUGCUACACCGAGCAUUACGUUCGCACUCUAUCGCAGUGCUCCUCUUGACGCGCACGACCUACACGCACUCGGAUUAAUUUAUCAGUUUAGUGCUUAAAUGUGAAUAAGUUUUACAAUGUAUCCCGCCCCUAUAUACAACGACAUACCUCAAGAAGCGCAAUUGAGAAAAAUGGAGAGUAACGAAGGUCAACAAACUUUCUGUUUAAAAUGGAAUCAUCACAAGACGAACUUAGUAGAAAUCCUAGAGGCUCUGAUAAAAGGGGAAACAUAUGUGGACUGUACGCUUGUGGUCGAUGACCAAGUAACAUUUAAAGCGCAUCGAGUUGUCCUCGCCGCUAACUCCCCGUAUUUCCAAUCCAUAUUAGCCGAUGUGCCCAUGGAUCAUUGCAGUAUUCUGUUUCCGGGGGUUAAGGAUUUCGAAAUGAGAGCGCUCCUUGAAUAUAUGUACACGGGUGAAGUUAAUGUUACACAAGCCCAUAUCCCUCGAAUAAUGAAAGUCGCUGAACAACUUGAAGUCAAGGGUCUUUUCGACAUGACGGAAUUGCGUAGGCAGCCCGGCAACACAGAACGGACUCCUGGCGCUUCGCCGCCUCGAGUUGUACCCGCUGCUCCUUCCAGCUUAUCACCACCGGCACCUGCACCACCCUCGAGAUGGCCGCCGCCACCUACUGCCCCCGUGCUUUCUGCUGCGUACGACUCGGUUGAUAUGAACCCGCUCAAACGGAAGAAACUAUCGAGUAUGUUAGCCACUCGGGACACCCCUAUCUUAAGAAACGUGCUUGCUCAGAAUUCCCCUGUAGAUUCAUCGCAGCCUAUUUCAUUAGUAUGUCACCCUGUCAAUCAGCAAAGUGUUCCGCCACGUUUGCACUCCAAUGGGUCAGCACAUGAAACUGACAGAGCUUCCAGUCCCCAAAGACCCUUCGAUUACCGCCCACGUAGAUUAUCGUCUCGUGCUUCAUCGCCUCAUUUUCAUCGAUCAGAUCGUUCUGAAGAUGCACACUCUCCAUAUACUGAACGUUCAUUUGAAGAGGAAACCCCACGAAAUUUCCAUCCGUCUCCACCACCGACCAAUUUUCAACAUGAUGUCCGAGCUGGGCUAGCACCAUAUGUCCCGCCACAACAAAAACCCGAAUGGAAAAGAUACAAACAAUAUACAAGAUCUGACAUUUUGUCCGCCAUAGAAUGUGUGAGAAACGGUAUGAGCGCUCUGCAAGCGUCGCGCAAAUACGGCGUUCCUUCACGUACGUUGUAUGAUAAAGUGAAGAAACUUGGCAUUACAACGAGUCGACCAAUGAGUCGCGGGGUCAAGAGAGAACCCAAUGGAGCUGCUUUUCCUUAUGGACUAACUGGAGCUGGAGGGAAUGAUGAAGGCAAUCCUACCACACCAUUGAUAGACCCAUCGUUUCUGCAACAAGCUUUGGAAGGAGCUACAAGAGACGGGGGUCGAGAAGCAUUACAUGCCAUGGCUUUGGCUGCUGCGGCACAUGCAGCUUUAGCUCCUCGUACGCCACCACGGUCUCCACCACAGUCGCCCCGUACACCUCCGCCUGAUGAUGAUCAUGUAGAAGACCUAUCAGUCUCUCGUCGCCGCGAUCUAGACCCACCUACAGGUGUAAUCGUGCCGCCACGGAACUUUGCUUUAGAUUGUAGUAGUGAAAGAGAUUGAGAGAUUCAUAGACAUAGACAUCAAGACUGACUGACUUAGGCGUACAAAGAUAGACGUAAGGCAUUAUUGGUAGGCUACUAGUAGGACGCGCCGCGUGCGCACUCCUCACUGACCGGGCGCUCCGGCCGGGCUAUUGCAAUGGGCCCCGCGGCCACUUUCAUACUACCUGUUUAUUUCUUCUCUAUUUAUUUCGAAACGACAUCCGAGCCUGAUAAUGAAAUAAAAUUUCCGUUACAAGGUCGAGGAUGCGUUAUUGUGAUUUUUAUUUUUGUUUAUAUUUCUUCUUUGAUUAUUAUGUUUUAUAACGUUUACGUCUUUGUUAAUAAAUAGCAGAUUAGGAUAGCUUUAAUUAGCUUUUAAUAAUUUUAGUUGGACCGGGAACAUCAUAGGGCCGAAGGGCAGUGCCGGCCACGCCAUCGCGCCUGAGGCGGGUUCGCCUAGACGAGUUAUUGUGCAAUUUGUUGUCCGCGACUGUGAUGUUUAUAGACUGAAACGCCGCUACUACCUCACGCUAGCUACAGCUCAACUCUAGUCCAGCGUCGCAAUAAUUGCCAUAUUAUUUAAACUGUUCCGUUAGCAAACUUGCGAUCUCUUCGAUCGGACGGAAAACUAUUUAGCCGUGUGUGCGACGUUUACGAGUAUUUCUGUAUAAUCGCGGAUGGCGACCUAUAGGUACAGAACGAAAUAAUUAUAAUUCCUUGAGUUACGGGUUAGAUUUAUUUAUUUUUGUAUAGAAUGCCAUAAUUAAUAUUCAUUGUUGAUCGAUACCUUGUUGUGUUCACUGUCAUCGGUAGUUUGUAAUUGUUUGCACAAGCACGGUGGUUCUUGUUAGAUAUAAGUGAUUUUGUCAACACUUAGAUAAUAGUGCUCAACGUCUUUUAUGUGAGUAGGUAGUAUUUUAUAGGAUAAUUUAACAAAAAAAAAAAACUUAUAAUACACAUAAACCUACAUAUUUACUAAUAAUUGUUUUCUCAUAUUUUAUAUAUAAAAAAAAACAAUUAAAAAAUCAGAUCAUAUCAAAUUUUCAGAUAAAAUUGAUUUGGAAUUAUAUGAUUUAAUAUUAAAUUGUGUUCAGAUGUACUAAUAGCAUACGUAUCUACAGUAAUAUUAAUUUCUGAAUUAAAUGUAUAUUUAAUAAUUUUAUCGUAAUCCUAAGCGAAUACUUAUUAUUUUGUAAUUGAUUGGAAGACUGAUUAUUUUAGUCUAAUUUGAAAAUGCCAUAGAUACGAUAAUGUACUAGAAUUACCCUAGUUGGUAUUUGCAUACGUAACUCUAUAAUUUACUAAGAUGAAACUCACGUGUUGAGUGUGUAGAAGCUACACGUUUAGGUCUCACUAAUUUGUGCCUUUGUUUCGUCAUUGUAAGACAUUAUGUGCGUAGGACAUUCCAGUAGUAAUGAUGCACAUUCGUGUUUUAGAUCGAUGCGCUCACAGAGGAAUCUACUAAAUAUUAUAUUCUUUAGGAUUUUAUGUCAGUGUAAGUGGCGUUACUAAAAGUAGAAAACCCAUUUGUACCCGUUAUAUCGUUUUCAUAAUAUACCUCAGUUUUGUUGAAUCGAUAUGUUAUAUUUUUAUUAUAUUAUUAUGAUUAAAUGUCCACUAUUGUGCCUAUAAAUACAUUUAUUAAGUGUGAUGUUAUUUGUUAAGUAAACAAAACAUUUGAUCAUUUUAAGUGCACUUUUAUUCUUCUUUUAAUAUUUAAGUUGUGAAUUGAAGAUAUCGUAUGUACUUUAAAUAUUUAGUAUCUACAUCGUGUCUAUAAACCUAAGUUAUAUUAUAGCGGGCAUUUUCGUCUCGUUUCUAUAUAUUAAAACUAAGAUCACUUAUAUUUACAUAUAAUAUAAUGUUAUAAAUACAAUUAAAGGUUUAAUAAUAUCGAAA
Molecule: messenger RNA, 3576 nt
Organism: Bombyx mori (domestic silkworm)
Lineage: Eukaryota; Metazoa; Arthropoda; Insecta; Lepidoptera; Bombycidae
Gene: rib
Product: translation initiation factor IF-2
Exons: 2
Coding region: 146-1696 (516 amino acids)
Biological process (GO): regulation of transcription by RNA polymerase II
Cellular component (GO): nucleus
Molecular function (GO): protein binding; DNA binding
Source: RefSeq, a predicted model, not a curated record